Messenger RNA from Necator americanus (New World hookworm), 354 nucleotides. RefSeq lists its product as uncharacterized. The coding region runs from base 1 to 354 and encodes 117 amino acids. The transcript has 4 exons. The record is from RefSeq and is a predicted model, not a curated record. Lineage: Eukaryota; Metazoa; Nematoda; Chromadorea; Rhabditida; Ancylostomatidae.
AUGGAGUGUCAGGAAAUUGAUCAAAUUGUUUGGAUCUUCAAGAGAAUAGAUGGAAGCAAAGAGAAAGACGUGUUCGCCAUGUUCGCCACCUACGUUGCACCGGUGACCCAAACGAUGCAGCAUAUCACGCGUAGUCGAAUGACAGCAGACCGUAACGCCUCUAGGAUUGACCAGUUGGGCCAAAAGGCCGAGAAGCGAUACCGCCAGGUGUCGAUACCUGCUGCCGCUCGCCUGAGUCUGGGCACCCAUUGGAUAGCUGUUCCUAGUUCUAUCCAAGCAUUAGAUUUUGUUCUUUCUCCUCCCGUUGGAGGUGGGCCGAUCCCAGCAGCAGUGCAACGCUGGGCCGACCCGUGA